Molecule: messenger RNA, 1504 nt
Organism: Neoarius graeffei (lesser salmon catfish)
Lineage: Eukaryota; Metazoa; Chordata; Actinopteri; Siluriformes; Ariidae
Product: chemerin-like receptor 1
Exons: 2
Coding region: 132-1100 (322 amino acids)
Biological process (GO): regulation of calcium-mediated signaling; complement receptor mediated signaling pathway; chemotaxis
Cellular component (GO): plasma membrane
Molecular function (GO): G protein-coupled receptor activity; complement receptor activity
Source: RefSeq, a predicted model, not a curated record
AUCCUUUUAAGGGGAGUGGAAAAGUUGAGGCUUCUCUACCUCUCCAGCAAACUGUGCAACUGUUCAGUUUCAAUUUUAGACAGUCAGUUGAAGCAUUUCUGUCUGGCUUUAUUUUUCUGAGAAUUGCCAAGAUGUCCAACAAUACUACAGAAGAUGACUAUAAUUCGUUCAGUGAGCAACAAAAAAUGGAUACUUACCUCAAUGUCAUCAGAAUGCAAUACAUCAUUGGAUAUAUCAUCAUCUGCACACUUGGCCUGGCUCUCAAUUUUUUUGUCAUUAUUGCAGGCAGCUGUUACUGCUGCAAGUCUGACACUGCUAAAUGGGUCCUGGCACUAGCUGUGACCCACUUGAUCUUCUCAGCAUUCCUACCACUACAGAUCCUCUACAGCUGGUACCAUUUCAACUGGCAUUAUGGAAGACUUCUGUGCAAACUUUCAUCCUAUGUAGUUUAUGUCAGCUUGUUCUCCACAGCAGGUAUACUUACUCUGUGGAGUGUUAAUGACAUGAAGACAAGAACCAAAUGCAAAGGAAAGCUUUGCACUUCGCGCCAGCAUUCAUUGGUCCUGAUCAUGAUUCUAUGCUCCUGGACAUUUGCAGCAUUCGUAAGCAUCCCGUCUUUGUUUUCCCGAAAGCUUCGAUAUACAGAGCUGGGGGAGCAAUGCGUCGAUGACUUUGAUUAUGAUGUUGACAAGAUGACAAAAGAUAGCAUGAGGAAACUAACCACUCUAGUUUGUUUUCGGUUCCUACUUGGGAUUUUGUUCCCUGCAUUUCUGAUCGGCACUUAUUGCUGCUGUCAGGGUUCUGACAAAGAAAGGAUCUUGAGGCGAAUCAAAUGUUCGAUAAAAUUGGCUUACUUUGUGUGUUGGACUCCUGUGCUAACCAUGGCAUUCCUACAGGCUGUUACAAACAUUUUUAAUGAUUCCUUAUGGUAUGCAUUGCCUAUAGCUACUGCACUGGCUGCAGCUCACUGCUGUGUUAACCCAAUCAUCUAUCUUUUGGUGAGUCAAGACAUUAAAAUGCAGUGGAUGAAACAAUCACAAGGACUUGCCCAAUCACCCACAGAACUACCUUUAAUACAUGAAAGACUAGUAGCACGAUAAACUAUCAGUUUUGUUCCUGUUUUUCCAUGGUCGUUUAUUCUGUAUUCAUGCUUAUACAUACACAGUAAAAAGAUAUAUGGAAUAUACCUUAUAUGUUUGAUCAAUAUGAACCUUAUAAUGAGCUAUGUGUACAAUGUAUUGAUUAACAUUUAUCAUUUCUCAUGAACGAAGUGGAACGUCACACUGGUCUUUUGGUGGUAAACAUGUCAGACUGACUUUAAACAAAAUAUAAUCAUGCAUCAUUUUAGACUUUUAUAUCAUUUUGAACUUUUUGCUUUUGUAUAUAGUUUUGUAAAUAAUACUUUUAUGAACAACAUUUAUUGUUAUGCCAUGUGAAUGUUCUAAAUAAGCAUGUACACCAUAGCUGAGCUAUCUGAGCUUAAUAAACAGAUUUCAGAUCUGGU